This is a messenger RNA of Rattus norvegicus (Norway rat), 1762 nucleotides long. Its product is annotated as retinoic acid early-inducible protein 1-gamma-like. NCBI's taxonomy places the organism in Eukaryota, Metazoa, Chordata, Mammalia, Rodentia, Muridae. The record is from RefSeq and is a predicted model, not a curated record. Gene Ontology annotation, molecular function: natural killer cell lectin-like receptor binding. Gene Ontology annotation, biological process: signal transduction. Gene Ontology annotation, cellular component: plasma membrane.
GACAAUGAAAUCAGCGCAUCCUUACUCAUAUGGAGGGUGGAGUUCAGGCUCCCAGUUUGGCAGGACGGCCUUCCCGCGUGGCUGUGAUCCUCACGGAGGGACAAGCAAGCUACAAAGUUCCUGACAAUUGCUGGAGUUACAGCCUUGGUGACCGACAUUUUCGUGAAUUUCUGAGCGGGAUCCUCUGCGGGGCGGCACAGAAUCCUCACCGCUUCUCACAGCUCCGGUCACACCUGUUGCUCAGGGCGGGUAUGGCAGAGAACACAGCCGCUGAGCAUCCUCUAUUCACAGGAGCUUCAUGCGUUUUGGUUUUUCUGAGCUGUUUGGGGUCUACGCUGUGCGCUGAUGUACACUCUCUUAGUUGCAACUUGAUCAUCAGGGCUCCUACCAAAGCAGAACCUCUCUGGUAUGAAGGACAGUGUUCAAUGGAUGGAAAUGUUUUCCUUUCUUCUAAUAACGUGAACAAGACCAUGCCUUUGGGUAACCAGGAGAAGAUGGCAAAUGCCACCGAAGUGUGGAAAUGUGUGACCCAGUGGAUAGACCUAUUGGGCCAGGACUUAAGGGACAAGGUGUCUGAAAUCAAAGUGCACACACCCAAGACCAGUGGUCACCCCACUUUAUGGGUCACCAUGCUUUCUAACCACAGCCAUGGACAAAUCAUUAGUGCUUCCUGGGAACUCAACAUCAGUGAGAAUUAUUCCUUCAUCUUGGACCUAAAGACUAUGAAGUGGAAACUGAUUAAUCCUGUACCAGAGGACAUCAUGAAAGAAUGGAAAGAUGAUAAGACAUUAAUGAAACAUCUGAAUUUGUUCAUAGUAGAAUGCAGUCCGAAAUUCAAUGAAUUCUUAAAUCAGCACGAGGAAAGAACAAGAUCAACAACAAGGGCCCCAGAUAUCACCCAGCCUCCACCUACCAGCCAGGUUCCUUAUAAGGAAGUAUUGAUCCCUGUAGGACUCAUCAUUUCCAUCAUCUUUAUUAUUUUCAUUUGCAUAUGUGUGAAGAGGAUGUGUUGUCCCCAAGGAGGUAGAGAACUUCAGCUGCUCAAGGACUACUGCAUCAACUGCCACAAGCCACAGAGGAAUGAGGGGCUAGAGGAGACAAAAGGAGAGGUUCCCAACCAGAGAACCAAAAUGUUGUCCCAGGAGGAAGAUCCCAAGACAUUGGGAGGCCCAAGGAGGGCAUCAGAAUCUGUGGAACUGGAGUUACAGAUGUUUUCAAGUACUGGGAGCUGAACCGAGGACAUCUCCAAGAACAGCAAGGGAUCUUAACUACUGAGCCUUCACGCCAAACGAUAAAUGAAUUUUUCCUUUAAAAAUGAUUUUUAUUUUGUUUAUGUAUAUGAGUACACUGUCUCUGUCUUCACACACACCAGAGGUGGGCAUCAGAUCCCAUCACAGAUCGCUCUGAACCACUAUGUGUUGCUGAGAGUUGAACUCAGGACCUCUGGAGAGUGAGCAGUUCUCUUAACUGCCCAGCCAUCUCUUCAGAUUAAUAAAUUUCUUAAAAAGAAAAUAUGGCCUUAAUAUUAUUCAAUACAGGGGAAGGCCUUAACCAAACUUCACGAUAAAGUUGAAUGUUUCAGAUUCACUCACAGUAAAAUGACCAUGGAGUGUAAUGGCCAGUUAUGACGUCAUUUGUAGCAUUGGAGCAUAAAGGUUUGGUCAGAGGGGCACACAGUUGCUCUAAGAGAAAUGCCAAGUAAUACCACCAUAUCUAAUGAAACCUGUAAAUAUAAGGUAUGUGCUUCACAGUUUUAUGUGAG